AUGACCGCAUUGAGGAAGCGCCGCACUCCAUCAACAGCUUCAUCUCAACCCAACUCCAUCAAAAGGGCCAAAAAGUCCACCCAAUUCCAUCACUACCAGCCUCUACAGCAUCUCCAGCAAGAAAUAAGACUCCUCCAGCUGUUACCAGGAAAGCCCGGCAGUCGCAUUGCCAUCAAGCUGCUCACCGUCUCGCUCAACGACAACCCCGAAUAUGAGGCCCUGAGCUACUGCUGGGGACCUCCUCAGCCCUCGUACGACAUCUUCAUCCACGUCAACAGCAGUGAGAACAAUGAGCAUCAACCAACCGAAUCCAUUUCCUCAUUCCCCGUCGGCCGCAACCUCAGAAAAGCCCUUGACGACCUCCGCCACCAAGACCGCCCCCGCCUCAUCUGGAACGACGCCAUCUGCAUCAACCAAAAGGACAAUGUCGAAAAGGGCCACCAGAUCCAGCUCAUGCACCAAAUCUACACGCGUGCCAAGGUUGUCUGCGCCUGGAUAGACCACAAUGUCCGGCCCAGGACCUCUGUCUUCGACGACCUGGAGAAUCUCGGUAAGGGGGUCGAGCUGGAUGACUUCUAUGACCCGUCGUAUUGGUAUCCCGUGGCGGACAUCUUUCGGAACGAGUACUGGUGCAGGCUGUGGAUUCAGCAGGAGCUCAUCCUCGCGGCCAAGGUGGAUGUGUAUUGUCGCCGGGAUGUCUUUUCGGGCGAGCAGCUGUUGGAGUUUCAGCAAAAGGUCAAUGUGGUGAAAUCGCAGCGGACGAGGCUGGGCGGGCCUGAGUUUGUGCUUUCGCGCUAUAUUGAUGGGAAUACCAGCGCUGAGCCUACGCCUGAAAUCUUUGGCGGAGGUGUCAUUCAGGCGAGGAUCAACAUGCGUGAAGGACGGGAAGCUCAGGAAGCCUACUCAAUAUCGCUAUCAUCAUCUUCAUCUUCUUCUUCACCACGAUCGCCUACUUCAGACGGCCAAUCUCCAUCUCCCAUUCACGGCUUCAAAAUCACCAGAGGCCUGCUUGCCUCCUCCCUCCUGAACCUCUUCCUCCAGUCUUCCAGUGUCAGGAUGACAAAUCCUCGCGACCGUCUCUACGGCAUCCUCGGUCUCGCUACAGACAUUGCCCACGGCCCUGGCCUUGAAGUCAACUACGAUGCUUCCCCUAUCUGGGUCUACGCCCAAGUCUUCCGCCACUUUAUCCACCGCUACAAAAGCCUUAGCUUCCUCUGCUUCAACAAGAGCAAUCCCAGGGGAAGUUACACCUCGCGCAAGGGUUUCCCCAGCUGGAUGCCUCACGCUGACGUGUGCUGGAGCUCCGUCAACGCAAGCAAAGCCUGCGGCGCCAUGCUCGCUACACCUCACAUCGUCUCCAUCGACUUGGAAACCCUCUGUCUUCACGCACAAGGCAUAAAAGUCGACACCAUAAAGCACAUUGACCAAAUCAACGGCGACGGCCGUGGCUGGACCCCCAUCCCCGAAUGGCUCGACCAGAUGGAAUCCUUCUGCCGCAAAACAUGGCCCGAUGCAAAUAGCUCAUCAUCUCCAUUGCAUGAAAGAGACGAUGUCACAUCACUAAUGUUCCCCUGGCUCAGCCCCAAACGCUACAAAAACAUGUGGAAGCUUGACAAACCAGACCCCGCGCGCCGCGUCCACCUCAUCCGCAGUCUCCUCGCCGCCGCACGUAAGGCCGAUCAGAAAGAUCUCUCGACAGGCGACAUCAUUCGCGGCGGAUACACGCCCACGAACAUCAUCCCGAUGGACGUGCGCGAGGAGUGCCACCCGUUGCAUGUGGAAAUCAAUGCCGUGGUGCUGUUUGGUACGGAGGGCUCACGCGUUGGUAGCAUGGCGCGGACGAGCGAUAUUCGGGUCGGUGAUGAGAUUUGGAUCUUGUUUGGGUGCCGGAUGCCGAUUAUGAUGAGGCCGAAGAAGGAAGAGGGCAAGGGGUCGAGAUAUCAGGUUAUUGGGCCGGCGGUAGUUCCGGGAGUUAUGAAGGGAGAGGUGAUUAAGGAUGCUGGAGAGUCUGUUGAUCAUGGCACGACGAUAAUACUUGAAUAA
Messenger RNA from Trichoderma asperellum CBS 433.97, 2043 nucleotides. RefSeq lists its product as uncharacterized. NCBI's taxonomy places the organism in Eukaryota, Fungi, Ascomycota, Sordariomycetes, Hypocreales, Hypocreaceae. The record is from RefSeq and is a predicted model, not a curated record.